Molecule: messenger RNA, 1495 nt
Organism: Boeremia exigua
Lineage: Eukaryota; Fungi; Ascomycota; Dothideomycetes; Pleosporales; Didymellaceae
Product: maintenance of mitochondrial structure and function-domain-containing protein
Exons: 3
Coding region: 215-1297 (360 amino acids)
Biological process (GO): proteasome-mediated ubiquitin-dependent protein catabolic process
Cellular component (GO): proteasome regulatory particle; proteasome complex
Molecular function (GO): metallopeptidase activity; protein binding
Source: RefSeq, a predicted model, not a curated record
GUAUCAUGUAAGCCAAGCCAGUGUUCGAUUCGUGACGCAGUUGCUCUAGCUAGACGCUCGGGCCCGCGUACCUGUGGCUUCCGACUUCGUGAACAUCCUCAGAGCCGCAUCAGCACCACCGCAAACGCGCCCGCAACCAACACACCCGACACACCUCGCCUCUUUCACCCACCUCCCCCAUCUCUGAUCCAACGACUAUACGCACACACCGACGAUGCCCGCCACGACAGCAGAGACGCUGUCACUCGUGACUCGCACUGUGUCGGUUGCGCCGCUCGUGCUCCUCUCCGCUGCAGAUCACUACGGCCGCCAGGCAAAGGGGACACGGAAACGAGUUGUCGGUGUGCUUCUGGGACAGAAUGAUGGCACGAACGUCAGAGUAUCAAACAGCUUCGCCGUACCAUUUGAGGAAGACGAGAAGGACCCUUCAGUGUGGUUUCUGGACCACAACUAUGUCGAGUCGAUGAACGACAUGUUCAAGAAGAUCAACGCACGCGAGAAGCUCAUCGGCUGGUAUCACACAGGCCCCAAGCUGCGCGCAUCAGACCUGGAGGUCAACGAGCUGUUCAAGCGCUACACACCAAACCCUUUGCUUGUCAUUAUAGACGUGCAGCCGAAGGAGGUCGGCGUCCCAACAGACGCCUAUUUCGCUGUCGAGGAGAUCAAGGACGACGGCACAACAACCUCCAAGACCUUCGUCCACACACCCUCGAUAAUCGAAGCUGAAGAAGCUGAGGAGAUUGGUGUCGAGCAUCUCCUCCGUGAUAUCCGCGAUGUUGCGGUCGGCACGCUCUCCUCGCGCAUAACCUCACAACUCCAGUCGCUGCAAGGCCUGCAUUUGCGCCUGCGCGAUAUUGGGCAGUACCUGCAGAAGGUCCUUGACGAAGAUCUACCAGUGAACCACGCAAUCCUUGGAAACCUACAAGAUGUGUUCAAUCUCCUUCCGAACCUGUCCACACCGAAGCCGGCACCAGUCGGCGGAGCAACAAAUGGCGUCGGCGCAGCGGCGGGCGCAGCGGGCGCUAUCGACAACGGCGAGCUUGCACGUGCAAUGAGCAUCAAGACAAACGAUCAGCUUAUGGCUAUCUACCUCUCGAGUUUGAUUCGCGCCAUCACGGCAUUCCACGACCUCAUCGAGAAUAAGAUCCAGAACAAGCAGCAGGCGGAAGAUAAAGAGGCGAAGAAGGAUGAAGGCAAGGACGGCGAGAAGGAGAAGAAGCCCGACGCUGUGAACGGUGAGGCAAAGGAGGGCGACAAGAGCAAGGACAAGGCAAAGGAUGAGAAGAAGAAGCCAUGAAGAUGAGGACAUGCUCGUGCUGAAAUAUACACCUCGAGUAGCUCUGCUUCGGUCUGUUGGUGCUGCAUGCUCGCCAUCUGGACGGCGUAGAAAGUCGACAUUGGGCAGACAGUUUGCACCAAAGAUACAUGGCUCAUGACUUGAUAGACUCGAGACGAUAAUGCAUCACGUCAAACGAUCACCUUAGUAUCAUAAUAU